AGCUGUAGCCGGCCGCUCGUAGCGCUACGACGCUACGCCGCUACGCCGCACUCGCUACGAAAUACGCACCGAAAAAAAUGUGAAGUUUUCAACCGAAGUUUGAGAUGCGCUUGUGAAUAAUGUUGCUAGGAAAGUUCUUGUUCUGUAUACAUUUCGGACUUGUCUUCCAUGUUGUGAUUUGCUUUAAGGAUUCCGUGGAUGUGCCACGAUUUGAGGACAGCCUAAACAACCUGACAGUAUCGUUGGGACGGGAAGCAGUGUUCACGUGUGUCGUCAAUGAUCUCGGCUCUUACAGGGUGGCGUGGCUACGCGUGGACACGCAGACGAUCCUGACGAUCGCCACGCACGUGAUCACCAAGAACCACCGGAUCGCCGUGAACCACAGCGACCGGCGCGUGUGGUUCCUGCACGUGCACGACGUGCGCCAGAGCGACCGCGGCUGGUACAUGUGCCAGCUCAACACCGACCCCAUGAAGAGCCAGACCGCCUACCUCGAUGUGGUUGUGCCUCCAGACAUCCUGGACUACCCGACGAGCAGCGACCAGGUGGCUCGCGAGGGCGCCAACGUGUCGCUCCGGUGCGCGGCCCACGGCGUGCCCACGCCCCACGUGGUGUGGAGGAAGGAGGCCGGCGACCUGCUGCCCGCCGCCAACUUCAGCGACACACUCAACAGAUCAGUGAGCGGCGCCGUGCUGCACAUGACGAAAGUAUCAAGACUGCACAUGGGCGCGUACCUCUGCAUCGCCAGCAACGGGGUGCCGCCCUCCGUGAGCAAGCGAGUCAUGCUCGUCGUGCACUUCCCCCCAAUAAUGACAAUACAGAACCAGCUGGUGGGCGCCAAGGAGGGUGACUCCGUGCACCUCGACUGCCACUCGGAGGCGUUCCCGAGGUCCAUCAACUACUGGACGAUCAACGACCAGAUCAUAUCACAGUCGGACAAAAGGUUUGUGAUCACCGCUAUUGAAAAAGGCUACGAAGUGGACAUGAGGCUGAAAAUCAAGCGAGUGGCGCGCUCCACCUUCGGGACCUACAGUUGCAUAUCAAAAAACUCUCUAGGAGACACAGACGGGACGAUAAAGUUGUAUUCCCUGUCCGGGAAAUUUGAUGAGAUGAUGGACAACGAGAUCGGCGAGUUCGACGAGACGCCUGAUGUGAGCGAACUGGAGGCGCUCAAGCGAAGCGGAGCGAACGCGCUCUACAACUCCCUCCCGCUCGCUGCCGUGGCCAUCCUAGUGCUGUUAUAAUACACCUUAUAUAGCCACUUUGUAUAUAGACGAAUAUAUUGUUAUAAAUAACUUUUA
Plutella xylostella (diamondback moth) is the source of this 1301-nucleotide messenger RNA. Its product is annotated as lachesin. Lineage: Eukaryota; Metazoa; Arthropoda; Insecta; Lepidoptera; Plutellidae. Gene Ontology annotation, cellular component: neuron projection. The record is from RefSeq and is a predicted model, not a curated record.